Ficedula albicollis (Collared flycatcher) is the source of this 948-nucleotide messenger RNA. It is a transcript of the gene NPM3, whose product is annotated as nucleophosmin/nucleoplasmin 3. Gene Ontology annotation, cellular component: cytoplasm; nucleoplasm; nucleolus. Gene Ontology annotation, biological process: chromatin remodeling. Bases 28 to 462 code for a protein of 144 amino acids. The record is from RefSeq and is a predicted model, not a curated record. The transcript is spliced from 6 exons. Lineage: Eukaryota; Metazoa; Chordata; Aves; Passeriformes; Muscicapidae. Gene Ontology annotation, molecular function: RNA binding; chromatin binding; histone binding.
CACACCCGCUCCCGCCGCCGCCGCCUCAUGGAGCCGCACGGGCCCGCCUGCCCCGGCAGCGUCCUCUUCGGCUGUGAGCUGACUGCCAGUACCAAAUCCUACACAUUUCAGGUGGAUGAAGAAGAUGACUCUGACCACAUUUUAGCACUGUCUGUGGUGUGCCUCACUGAUGGUGCCAAGGAUGAGUGCAACGUGGUGGAAGUCAUUGGGCGAAACCAUGAGAACCAGGAGAUCGCUGUGCCUGUGGCAAAUCUGAAGUUGUCAUGCCAGCCCUUGCUGAGUCUGGACAACUUCAAACUGCAGCCUCCAGUGACCUUUCGCCUGGCAGCGGGCUCUGGGCCAGUGCACCUCUCUGGCUGGCACAGGAUCAUGCACAGGGAAGAUGCUUCCUUUGAGGAGGAUGAUGACUUGUCUGACGAGGAUGAGGAGGAGCUUCCUCCUAUUAUGCCAGCCAAGAAGUAGGAGGAGGAAGCAGUAACUCGUCUCCAGGCAAGGCUGUUCAAAUUCUUGGGGGAGCAGGGGCUGCUCCCAGCACUAGCCCUGGAGAGUGAUCCCACAAGUGGAUGGAUGCUGCUGGUAUAUCCCCAAUCCCUGUUCUGGGAGUUGUGCCUUUUUGCUGUCCUGGACCUCUGCUCUGUGCACUCCCUUUCCCUGGCUGUGAAAUACUCAGUCCUGGCCCCUUCUCCAGCAGAUGGAUGUAAAGCCAGCUGUGGAACAGGCACUUUCACUGAUUCUAACGUGUUUGCUUUUGCUUACUCACAGUUUGGUGCUUUUUAUGUACUUGGAAGUGUGAAAGAGGGGCCCAGGCUCUGUUCUUGACUGCAGUUAUGGUGGGGUGGGAGCUCACAGCCUGUCUGAUUUGGGGGAGGUUCUGGGUCAAUCUGCAUUGUAAAAAAACUGUUCUUACACUCAAUAAAGAAUCUCUUAGGCUCAGGUCUGAAGAAAGGU